Molecule: messenger RNA, 1399 nt
Organism: Tachyglossus aculeatus (Australian echidna)
Lineage: Eukaryota; Metazoa; Chordata; Mammalia; Monotremata; Tachyglossidae
Gene: RHOG
Product: ras homolog family member G
Exons: 1
Coding region: 25-600 (191 amino acids)
Biological process (GO): regulation of cell shape; regulation of actin cytoskeleton organization; establishment or maintenance of cell polarity
Cellular component (GO): cytoskeleton; cell cortex; cytoplasmic vesicle
Molecular function (GO): GTPase activity; protein kinase binding; GTP binding
Source: RefSeq, a predicted model, not a curated record
GCCGGGGGGGGCCGGGGCGGGACGAUGCAGAGCAUCAAGUGCGUGGUGGUGGGCGACGGGGCCGUGGGGAAGACCUGCCUCCUCAUCUGCUACACGACCAACGCCUUCCCCAAGGAGUACAUCCCCACGGUCUUCGACAACUACAGCGCGCAGAGCACCGUGGACGGCCGCACCGUCAACCUGAACCUGUGGGACACGGCCGGCCAGGAGGAAUACGACCGCCUGCGCACCCUCUCCUACCCGCAGACCAACGUCUUCGUCAUCUGCUUCUCCAUCGCCAGCCCCCCGUCCUAUGAGAACGUCAAGCACAAGUGGUACCCGGAGGUGUGCCACCACUGCCCCGAUGUGCCCAUCCUGCUGGUGGGCACCAAGAAGGACCUGCGGGCUCACCCCGACACCCUCAAGAAGCUCAAGGAGCAGAGCCAGCUGCCGAUCACCCCCCAGCAGGGUCUGGCACUGUGCAAGCAGAUCCACGCCGUCAAGUACCUCGAGUGCUCGGCCCUGCAGCAGGAGGGCAUCAAGGAGGUGUUCGCCGAGGCCGUCCGGGCUGUGCUCAACCCCACCCCCGUCAAGCGGGGCCGCUCCUGCUUCCUCUUGUGACCGGCUCUGGGGGAGCGGGGCACGACCCGCCAGGCUCACGGUCCCAUCUGCCCCCCCUCCCGCCGCCCCCUGCCCCCCUACCCCCCUGCUGACCAUCCUGUUGAGCUUCAGACACCAAGCUCCCAGAGAGUGGAAGGGUGGGGGCUUUCUGGGAACGGGACGGAGGGGGACGGCAGGAGCCUCCACAGCCUCACCCCUCCCUAGCUGGGCCCCCUCCUGCCCCUCUCUCUCGGUGCCCCGGGGUGGGAAGCGAUACAGUCCAUCCCAGGGGAGGGGGUUCUGUGCAGCCCCCACCCUCCUUCCUCCUUCCCUGCUUCCUGUGGGACUCUCCUUCCCUAAGGUCAGGAGGCCAGUGGGGAGCGGAAAAGGAAUUUCUCUGAGGCCCCCUGAGACCACCACCACCAGCAGCAGCAGCAGCAGCAGCAGCCGCAGCCCCCUCCCCAGCCGCCCCCUCUGAGGAAGGCCAUUUGCCUCCCCUUCCAGCCGAGACUCCAGCUCACCAGCUCACCCACUAACCCAGGGAGUGUCCCACUUGGGCUCCCUGCAUCCCGCAGCCAGCUCAGCUGCUCCCGGCAUUUGGCUCCCGGCACCCCAGAGGCCUGGGACCUGAGGAGCAGACCAGGAUCCUGAGAAGAGGGCGGGAGGGGAAAGGGGCGCAUGUUGCCUCCCCCCUUCCCCCUCGCAGAAGUCUCCCUCCCCGCCUCGCCCCAGCUCCCUGAGAGCCUCCGCUUGGCAAAGCAGAGAGGGUAGGGGGAAACCAGCCCCCACACCUCGGCUACAUCAAUAAACCAGUAUCCAA